Messenger RNA from Saccostrea cuccullata (small rock oyster), 610 nucleotides. RefSeq lists its product as uncharacterized. NCBI's taxonomy places the organism in Eukaryota, Metazoa, Mollusca, Bivalvia, Ostreida, Ostreidae. The transcript has 7 exons. The record is from RefSeq and is a predicted model, not a curated record. The coding region runs from base 119 to 610 and encodes 163 amino acids.
UGAUGUACAUUUCUACUUUCGUUUUAUUGUUGAUCACAUUUACUUCCCGAAGAGUAACGUUGUUAUGGCUUUUAUAUAAACAAUACGCAAAGGAUGAUUUGAGUUGAAAACUCAUGCUAUGGCGAGUAAAUCGAGUAAUAAGGGUAAACAAACCAAAAAGAAAAUCAACUCAGCCAGUCCUAAAGCACCGGUAAACCCAUCACCACAUCAAGGUGAAAUUAGCAACGAUUUCCUGAAAGACCUUUACGACGCCCAAAUAAAAAGAGACGAAGACACCAUCAAACAAUUAAAAGAGGAAAAUGAGCGAUUGAAAAGUGAAGUACAAAGACUUUCCGAUGAGAAUAAACGUAUAAAGAGUGAACAAAAUGAAUUUAAAGAAGGUUCUACACUCAAAAGUGACCCUUCCACAAAUCGUGAAAAUGCCGAUGAGAAAAUGCAAAGCCUUAGAAAACAGCUUGAUAAUAUGAUUCUACAUCAUGACGAGAAUGAAAAAUAUUUGACUGAAGCUCAGGACGAAAUCAAAACAUAUAAAUCCAAAGCAGAAGAACUGGAAAGACAAGUGUCAGUAUUACAAAGGUAUUUAAUAGACGGGCUUUUCGUUAGAUUCUGA